AUGUAGAUAUUGCAACCAGUUGUCAUUUGUACCUUUUAACCUAUUUGGGAUGCAAAUUAAUUCGAUAAGAAUUAACCUUUAUGUAUUGCGUCAUGGAUGUAACUGGUUUGCACGUGGCGAUGCCUCCAUACACCCGUAUUUACUCCCCAAUAUAUCUCUCAUACACUCAAUCGAUAACCGUGUAUCAAUAUGAAUUUCAUUAGUAAUUUGAAUUCAUUCUUAAUUAAUUUGAUUAUUCAAUUAUUUAGUAUUCCUAUCACAUCUUAAAGAUCAUAGACCUUCGUGACUUACUUUUUACGUAUAUACUAAGAAAAAAAGAGAACAUAGUACGGCUUCUGUCAAAUCUUUUUUUUUUGUAAAGCACGAGGUAGUGACACAUCGGAGUUCGUUUCAAGUUAAAGUACAAGUACCAACUCCCAACUGAUUAAUACCUAUAAGUAGUGAUAUUGUUAUAAAUUACAUGAGUAGUGAUACCAUUAAUGAAGCUACAGACCCUUUGGGUUUGUUAAGUGAAGGUAAUGGUGAAAUUAAAAAGGGUAGUUUUAGUUCUACUACAUCUAGUGCUACUAUUCAUAGUGAUGAAGAUUAUAAAAGGAUUAAUGGACAAGAUGAUAGUAUGGAAACUGAUGCGGAAUAUUUAUCAUCAUCUGCCUCAUCUAUUAAUGGAUCUAGUAUAGGAUUACAACGUAGUGAUUCAACUAAUUCAGUAGCCUAUAUUGAUCUCGGAAAAUUAUUAUUUGUUAAUGAUUUUGAUUUCGGAUUAAAUUUAGACUCUAUGAGUGAUAAAACUAGACAAAGAUUUAAUAAUAUGAAAGAGAAAACUAAGGAAAAAUUUAGUAUGAAUCAACGUUCAGUCGAAUUCAUUAAAUUACAAGAAACUUUCCAAAACAGUUUAACUAAAUUUGAUCAAAGAGUUCAUAAGAAUUUAAGAUCUUCAACCACUGAGAAAUUCUUUUAUGCAGCAGCAUUAUUCAUUAUACUAUUUGCUGGUUUUAUAAUAGGGAAAUACCCUAUUUAUUUCCCUCUUUUCCAUACUGUUAUAUUUUCAAUAUUAAUUCCAAUUAGAUUCUAUUCAUUCUUCAAAAUAUCUUAUGAAUAUUAUCUUGCAGAUUUAUGUUAUUAUGUCAAUGUACUUUUAAUGAUGUUUAUUUGGUUAUUCCCUUAUUCUCCAACUUUAUUCAUCUCAGUAUUCUCAUUAUCAUUAGGAACACUAUCUUUUGCUGUGAUUACUUGGAGAAACUCACUUGUCUUACAUUCUAUAGAUAAAACUACAUCAUCAUUUAUUCAUGUUAUGCCUCCAGUUACUAUGUUUGUAUUAACUCAUGAGAUGCCAAUUGAACAUAUUAAAGUCAGAUAUCCAGCCAUUGCUUCCAUUGAUAAUUGGGAUUUCUUUAGUGGAAUUUUCUGGACUUCAGUAUAUUAUACUAUUUGGCAAGUGUCUUAUCAUUUCUUUAUUACUAUAAGAAAAAGAGAUAAAAUUGCUCAAGGUAAAGUUACAUCCUUUACUUAUUUAAAGAAUAAAAAUAAAAAUACUGCGUUAGGAAGAUUUGUUAAUUCUUUACCUUAUACUUGGGCACAAGUUGUUGCAUUUUCUUUAAUUCAAUUCUUCUAUCAAAUAUUGGCAAUGAUGUUAUGUCCUAUUUGGUUUAGAUAUAAACAUGCUUGUGGAGCAUUUGUAACUUUCAUCUUUGUAUGGGCAUCUUAUAAUGGUGCUACAUAUUAUAUUGAUGUAUUUGGAAAGAGAUUUGAGAAGGAAGUUAGUAAGUUAAAGGAUGAAAUUAAGAAUUUACAACAAGAGAAUGAAAAAUUACAAUAUUCUCCAAUUAAUAGACCUCAACCAAGCCCAGAAGAUAUAAAUUUAAAACCAUUUAGUCUACCAGAGGCUGUGAUUGAAGAAUCAGAAGAAGUUCAUAAAACUCUCUGAGAGAUUAUUAUCUUACUAUUCUAUUAACGUCAUUAUACGCUCGUUCACUUCUGCUUUACAUAUUUACUUUUUGAUUUGGUAUACUUCUCCUGGACUAACUUUAGCUUGUUAAUGUUAUU
This is a messenger RNA of Scheffersomyces amazonensis, 2043 nucleotides long. Its product is annotated as glycerophosphocholine acyltransferase. The coding region runs from base 461 to 1924 and encodes 487 amino acids. The transcript has a single exon. Gene Ontology annotation, biological process: phosphatidylcholine biosynthetic process. NCBI's taxonomy places the organism in Eukaryota, Fungi, Ascomycota, Pichiomycetes, Serinales, Debaryomycetaceae. The record is from RefSeq and is a predicted model, not a curated record.